UAAGGCAACGCCUUGACUCAGUCGAUCAAAACAAUCGCGAUCAUGAAGUCUUUCGUGGAAUAUUCCCCAGACAGUGAUUUCCCGAUUGAAAAUCUUCCUUACGGUGUCUUCUCUACAACAAUCAACCCUCAAAAGAGAAUAGGAGUAGCGAUAGGCAACGAAAUUUUAGACCUAGCCGCUGUUUCGUAUCUAUUCGAUGGACCAAUAUUAAAAAAUCAUCCAGAUGUAUUCCGCCGCGAUUGUCUCAACGAUUUUAUGGCCCUAGGAAGACCAGCCUGGGUAGAAGCCAGGAGCAAACUUCAAGACUUGCUAUCAGCUAGUAAUCCAACUUUGCAGGAGGCAAAUAUUCGUUCGAAAGUAUUUGUGAAGCAGAAUGAUGCAACGAUGCAUCUACCAGCAAAGAUCGGCGAUUAUACUGACUUCUACUCCUCCAUUCAUCACGCCAGAAACGUGGGCAUCAUGUUUCGUGGAAAAGAGAAUCCUCUGAUGCCAAACUGGAAACAUUUACCAGUUGGUUACCAUGGAAGGGCUAGCUCAGUCGUCGUUUCUGGCACGCCGAUAAGAAGACCACGUGGUCAGACACUUCCGGUAGACAGAAAAGAUCCUGUUUUUGGCCCUUCUGAAUUAAUGGAUUUCGAAUUGGAGGUAGCUUUCUUUAUAGGAGGACCUCCUACAAAUUUGGGUGACACCGUACGAGCAUCUGAAGCUUAUGAUCACAUUUUUGGCAUGGUCACCAUGAACGAUUGGAGUGCCAGGGACAUUCAGAAAUGGGAAUACGUUCCAUUGGGUCCCUUCUGUGCAAAGAACUUCGGGACCACCAUUUCCCCAUGGGUAGUCACCAUGGAGGCUCUGGAGCCUUUCAAAGUACCCGAGGCAUCCCAAACGCCAGUCGUCUUUCCUUACUUACGGUACGACGAAUGUUGCAACUUUGAUAUUAAACUGGAAGUCGACAUCAAACCUGAAAAUGGUAUCGCCAGCACAGUCUGUCGCAGCAACUAUAAAUUCCAAUACUGGACACCCCCGCAACAAUUAGCUCACCACACCGUAACCGGAUGCAAUAUCAAUCCAGGUGACUUAAUGGCUUCCGGUACGAUAAGUGGCAUGGAUACCGAUUCUUAUGGUUCCAUGCUCGAGCUCUCUUGGAACGGCACUCGUGACGUACCGUUAAAGGAUGGGACCAACCGGAAGUUCUUGCAAGAUGGUGACGAAGUGAUUAUUCGCGGUUACUGUGUCGGUAAUGGCUAUAGAAUUGGAUUUGGACCGUGUUCAGGAAAAUUGUUACCUGCCUAUACAGAAUGA
Messenger RNA from Eufriesea mexicana, 1299 nucleotides. It is a transcript of the gene Faa, whose product is annotated as fumarylacetoacetate hydrolase. Gene Ontology annotation, biological process: L-phenylalanine catabolic process; homogentisate catabolic process; L-tyrosine catabolic process. Lineage: Eukaryota; Metazoa; Arthropoda; Insecta; Hymenoptera; Apidae. The coding region runs from base 43 to 1299 and encodes 418 amino acids. Gene Ontology annotation, molecular function: fumarylacetoacetase activity. The record is from RefSeq and is a predicted model, not a curated record. The transcript is spliced from 8 exons.